AUGCGUCGUACUGGUUUCCCAAUUCGCGAAUUUCGUUUCCCGUUCCCUUUUCCCCCACAUGCGCACCUGAAACCUUGCCUUUUCCUUUCCCUUUCCGCUCCCCCUCCCACUCUGCCCCGCCAUAACGCAACACAAACUUCCCAUCCUGUCCUCCUCCUUUCCAUUUUUCCCUCCCCACUUCCCUCUCCACCCUCACCCCAUUUCCCCCCCCCCCCCCUUUCCCUUCCGUUCCCCCUCCCGCUUCCUUCCUUCCCCGCGCCCCGUUCCCCGCCUCCCGCGCAGGUGUGGUUCCGCAACGUGCCGCACACGACGAUCGCGGACAACAAGCGCAACAAGAACUGGAUGGCGCGCCAGGGCGACAGGUGGCACUUCCCGGGCGGCGGGUCCAUGUUCCCCGACGGCGUGGAAGGGUAUCUGUACCACCUGCGCCAGAUCGUGGAACUGGGCCCCAACGUGCGGACUGCACUGGAUAUUGGAUCAGGGGUGAGUGCGGGUGGGCGAAGGGGGAGAAAGGGGAGAGGGGGAUUGGGAGGUGAGGGCGGCGGGUCCAUGUUCCCCGACGGCGUGGAGGGGUAUCUGUACCACCUGCGGCAGAUCGUGGAACUGGGGCCGAAUGUGCGGACAGCGUUGGAUAUCGGCUCAGGGAUCGUAGAGCUGGGCCCCAACGUGCGCACGGCGCUCGAUAUCGGUUCGGGGGUGAGUGCUGGGGGUGGGAGAAUAGGGAGAAAGGGGAGGGAGGCAGAAGGCGAGUGGAGGGGCAAUGGGCGAUCUGCCAUGUGCCACGAAGGGCAAGCACCCGUCCCUCCCUCGUGCCCCCCGCUCCAUCUCCCCGCGUCUCCCCUCCCCACCUCCAAAACCCCUCCUCUCUCCCCGCUCCCUACCGUCUACCAGAUGCCCUCCUUAUGGCGUGCUGUGCUGGCCGUGUCACUCGCCCUUAAACGACCACCAUGCCCCCCUCCCUCCCCGCGCCUUUCUUUGGCCCUUCCCUUCGCCCUUCCCCCCACCUUCCCUCCUUCCCUGCCCUCGGCCCUCCCCAUCGUCCACCCCUUGCCUCCUCGCCCCAACACCGCGUUCUGGUCUUCCCUUGUUGUUCCCACCCAACAGGUGGCCAGCUUCGGAGCGGCACUGCUGGAUUACGGCGUGCUGACCAUGUCCAUCGCCCCCAAGGACUCUGCCUCCCACACUUCUCCUCUGCACCACAUCCCUGCGUCCCCCUUCACCACCUCUCACCUCCCUCCCCCCUUCUCUGCCCCCCUCCCCCUCUCCGCCGUCUUCCCCUCCUCUUCCUCCCUUCCUGCACCCCAACAGGUCGCCAGCUUUGGGGCGGCUCUGCUGGACUACGGAGUGCUGACCAUGUCCAUCGGCCCCAAGGACUCGUACCGCGCUCACACCCUCCCUCCCCCCGUGCCUUACUCUCUCCCGUCCCUUGUUCCCUUCCCCAGGUCGCCAGUCGCCAGCUUUGGGGCGGCUCUGCUGGACUACGGAGUGCUGACCAUGUCCAUCGCCCCCAAGGACUCGUACCGCGCUCACACCCUCCCUCCCCCCGUGCCUUACUCUCUCCCGUCCCUUGUUCCCUUCCCCAGCUUUGGGGCGGCUCUGCUGGACUACGGAGUGCUGACCAUGUCCAUCGCCCCCAAGGACUCGUACCGCGCUCACACCCUCCCUCCCCCCGUGCCUUACUCUCUCCCGUCCCUUGUUCCCUUCCCCAGCUUUGGGGCGGCUCUGCUGGACUACGGAGUGCUGACCGUCGCCAGCUUUGGGGCGGCUCUGCUGGACUACGGAGUGCUGACCGUCGCCAGCUUUGGGGCGGCUCUGCUGGACUACGGAGUCGCCAGCUUUGGGGCGGCUCUGCUGGACUACGGAGUGCUGACCAUGUCCAUCGCCCCCAAGGACUCGUACCGCGCUCACACCCUCCCUCCCCCCGUGCCUUACUCUCUCCCGUCCCUUGUUCCCUUCCCCAGCUUUGGGGCGGCUCUGCUGGACUACGGAGUGCUGACCAUGUCCAUCGCCCCCAAGGACUCGUACCGCGCUCACACCCUCCCUCCCCCCGUGCCUUACUCUCUCCCGUCCCUUGUUCCCUUCCCCAGCUUUGGGGCGGCUCUGCUGGACUACGGAGUCGCCAGCUUUGGGGCGGCUCUGCUGGACUACGGAGUGCUGACCAUGUCCAUCGCCCCCAAGGACUCGUACCGCGCCCAGAUCCAGUUCGCCCUGGAGAGAGGCCUGCCCGCCAUGAUCGGGCUGCUCGCCACGCACCGCCUGCCCUUCCCCGCUCGCUCGUUCGAUUUGAUCCACUGCUCCCGCUGCUCUGCUUCGUUUGGGGAUGAGAGUGAGUGGGGGAUGGGGGGAAGGGGGGCGGGGGGCGACGGGGCGUGGGGAAAGAAUGGAGGAAAUGGGGUUGAAGGGGAAGGGGGAGAAGGGGAGGGGAAGGGAGAUUGUGCAGUGGUCAUGGACUCCACGCACGUGUACGAGGUCGACCGACUCCUCCGUCCCAACGGCGUGUUCAUCUUGGCGGGGCAGCCGGUGGGCUUCAACUCCACGCACGUGUACGAGGUGGAUCGACUCCUCCGUCCCAACGGGGUCUUCAUCCUGGCGGGGCAGCCGGUGGCGUGGCGCGGCAAGAUCGCGGAGUGGAAGCGGCUGCGGCUGCUGGGCAAGGCGCUGUGCUGGGAGCUGCUCAAGACCGUGGGGAACGUGGCCGUGUGGCGCAAGCUGGGAGGCGACGCGUGCCGCGUGGGCGUGGAGGGGGAUGGGCGGGAUGUGCCGCUCUGCUCGCCUGCUCUUGAUCCUGAUGAUGCCUGUGACCCCAUACAUAACCUGUCUGAGCCGUGUGUAAUAUCAGAUCUUCCUUACUCUCUCCCUGCCUUCCUCCACCUCCCCUUCCCCCCCCUCUUCCCCUCUUCCCCACCCUUCCCUCUUCCCCCCCCGCCCUUCCCUCCCCCGUCCGUCUUCCCCGUUCCGCCCUCCCCCUCUCUCUUCUUCCCUAUCCCUCACCUCACCAGGUAUGUGAAGCUACAACCAUGUGCAGUGCCCUCCGCGCCCCCCUCCUGGCCCACCCCCCCCUGGCCCAUGCGCCUGCACACCCCCUCCCCCCGCGUGCAACUCGCCCUCCCCGCCUCCUCCAAAGCCUCUCUCUCCGACUGGCUCGCUGAGUCUUCUGAAAACGGCCAGACCUCUGCCUCCUCCUCCUCGUCUUCCUCUUCUGCUUCGUCUGCUGCUGCUGCUGGUGCUGCUGGUGGGGGUAGCAGUGGGGGGUUAGAUAGGGCUGGUUUGAAUGGGGAGAGAGGGGCGGAGGGGGGCGGUCGUGGUGGGGGAGGGGGAGGGGGAGCAGGGGAUGGGGGAGAGGGCGACGACAACCGGAACGUAGUGGGGAGAGUGGAGCUGGCAAGCGCAGGAGCAGUGAAAGUGGUGGUGGAUGGGAUACUAGCACAGGGAGGCAAGGAGGACGACGCAGAGGAGGACCGGGAAAGCGGUCGGGGAGGGGGAGGGGGAGCGAGGGAAAGCCGCAGGGACAGCGGCAACAACCCUCAGCGCCGGCUGUUGCUUUCAGUCGACGAGGAACGCGAGGGGGGAGGGAGCGGGGGCGGCGGCGGGGGAGGAGGGGGAGAGACGGAGCAGUUCAAGCUGCUGUCUCUGGAGCGCAAGCGGUGGCGCCGGCGGUUGCUGCACUACCAGAAGCUCUUUCUUGGACCGCUGCUCUCCUCGGGGCGUGUUCGAAACGUGCUGGAUAUGAACGCGGGGAUCGGGGGCCUGGCAGCUGCUUUGGAAGAUGAGCAACUGAAGGCCGAGAGGGAGAGGGAGAUGGGGAGGGGGGGGUGUGAAUCAUUCUCAUCGUACCCUCGCACCUACGACCUCAUUCACCUCCUCUCCACCGCGCCUCUCAUGCCCUCCAAGGAGCGCUGUGAGAUUGCAGACAUAGUCGUGGAGAUGGACCGACUCCUCCGCCCAGGAGGCACUGUCAUUGUGCGCGACCUCCCCGGGCCUCUCGCUGUGGUGGCCCAGGCAGCUAGAGCCGCCCAGUGGUCUCUCGCCUUCUUCCCUCCGGAGACCAAGAAAAGCCCGGAGCGCAUUCUUGUGGCCACUAAGCCAGUGCCGGCUGGGUUUGAAGGGACAGACUCGCUGGGAGGAGACGGGGAGAGUGAUGGGGAAGGAGAGGUGGAGGGUUCUGAUGGGUUGGUAGGGGGGGGUGAGGGUGGGGAUGGUGAGGAGCGGGGUGGGGGAGGGAGGAGGGGGUCUGAUGGGGAAGGUGGAGCGGGUGGGGGGGUGGCGUUUGAAGGGAGAUCGGGUAUGGCUCAUGCAGCUGCAGCUGCGGCGGCGGCAGCAAUUGAUGCCAAGGCCGGAAGGUCUGGCAAUAACUAG
Molecule: messenger RNA, 4356 nt
Organism: Closterium sp. Naga37s-1
Lineage: Eukaryota; Viridiplantae; Streptophyta; Zygnematophyceae; Desmidiales; Closteriaceae
Source: the annotation of a GenBank genome assembly